CUCCCUCCCCAUCUCUCUUUCUCUCCCUCUCUUUCCCUUUCUUUCUCUUCCUCACUCUUGCCAGCUUUCCACCCACGCUACCUUCACCCUCCAGCCUGCGUUUUACCAGCACUCGCUGAUACCGAGUAGAGUCUCGCGCACAUAGAAGGCCAGUUCCUAAGGUAUAAGUAGCGAGCACAAUAGCAGCAACCAGCAGUCAGCACCCACUUGUUGGAUGGAUGACGACACCGUGGCAGUUCGUGGCGACUGGGCUUGUGACAAAAUCAGCGCGAAGGACGACGACGACGGCGACCGCUAUCUGUGCGGUCACACGACCACCAGCAGACAAUCGGAGACGACGUUAAUUAGCGCAACGAUUAAUUGACGAGAAGUGCGCCAGCAUGGGACACUGCUAGUUGUGGCCUGUUACUAACGAUCGCAACACUCUGUAUAUUUUUUGGCAACACCCGAGACCAAUCAUCUCGGAUCGAAGAUCGCAAAAUCUAAAUGCAGAAUAAAUCGCAGAGAAAUGGCCUGGUCACGCGGCAGAUGGGUUUGCCCGGAUGAUCGACAAUUGAAAUUUCGUGCUAGAUUGAACAAAGGAUGGUCUCAGAAAACGAAAUCCUUCGAAUGUCUGUGGCCUCAUUAUACAAAUACUGCCGUGAGUCGUGGCACUCAGCAACCUUAUUUGCUCACCGAAGACGAACGACAAAUGAUUAUUCAGGUAAUACAACGGGACGAAGCUCUGGACUUGUCAGAGCAAAAGCGGGUCGGCAAACUUGUGGAAAGACUGAAGAAUGUGAAACAAAACGUGCUGUCGGCCACGUCGAGGCAGAGAGGCAACUGCGGAAUACGCUGCCGUAUCAACGGUCGUUGUGUUUGCUCCUGCGGCCUCUGCGGCGAUAAGUUUGGUACGGUGCUAGGGGCGAACGGGAACCUCUGCAAGGACUGUCGCAAAUACGUGUGCCAAAAGUGCGGCAUCGAGAUCACGAAGCCUAAUCUGUUGGAUGGAAACGGCAACGCCGACGGAGAGGAAAGCAAGACGCCCAUGCGAGGCUCCUUUAGGUUCCUUCAGGGACAAGCGAUGGUGUUCCGACAACGAAUCAUUCAAUGGUCACACGGCAACGCGCACAGAAAGUAUCUCUGCUUGAUCUGCGCGGAGACGAGGGAGAUAUGGAUGAGGAGCGGCGGUUGGUUCUUCAAGAGCAUGCCCAAGUUCAUUCCACCGAAGAAGAAGGAGCGCGGAUGGACAUCGACGUGGGCGAUAGGCCGUCAGAACAGGUCCUCGGAAUCGACCGAUCAGCAGGACUCCUCGUCGGAUGAUGAAGUGGGACGGCUCUCGGUGACGCGUGGCCACCCCAUCUCGCCCACAAACCUGCCGAGCAAUCGCACCUCUGUCAAGUCGACUGUCUCCAGCCCCGUACCGAGCAGCACCUCGUCGCCGAGUACUCCCCGGGGCAAGCCAAGCGGCUCGUCGCCUUUGGGAUACCGCGAGAACGGUCCUGACAAACUGAACAAAUCCUGUCUGUCCCAAAUUUCUCCCACGGGCUCGAAAGGCACUCUCCGCUCGACCGCAAGCGGCAAGAGUCCACUUCAGCAACGCGUGUCCUUUGUGGACGACGAGAAGAUGAACGAAGCUGAGAAUGACGAGGGGGAGGCAGUCGAGGAGACGAGUAGAAACGCAUCUAUCUACCUAAAUCGAUCCAAAGGCCUUAAGGUACAAUCUCUGAGAAUAAAAACGCCAGCGGCGGCCACGUCGACGGAACAGUUUAGAGAGGCAAACAAGCAUCCGGAGAUGGAGGCGGAGCGAGAAACGAGUAAGUCUUGCCAAGACCAAGAUAGCUCGUCCAGCGACACUCGCAAGAACAAUCAAGUCGUGUCGCCAAAGAUCCAAACUCCAGAGUAUUCACAAGAAACAGGACAAGACUACGGAACCCUAGAGGUCUUCCUGCGAUAUGACCCAGCGGAUCAGUGCCUCCGAUGCAGGGUAGAAUGUGCAAACGGCCUGAUGCCUAUGGACAUCGAGGGCUAUGCCGAUCCCUUCUGCAGACUGAACAUACUGCCCGUGAAGAAGGCAACGAUGAGCAGACUGGUGCGAACGAAAGCAGUGCACCGCACGCUCAACCCCGAGUUCCAGCAAACAAUCAACUUCAACCGCUUGACGGAAACAGACGUCACCGGCAAGGCGUUACAUAUCUUAAUCAGUCAGGAGGAUCCAUUUGGCGAAGACUUUCUGGGCGAGGCGAGAUUCCCUCUGCACGAAUUGCGGCCGUACGAAACAAGGCACUACAAGGUUCCUUUGCAGGAACAUUACCAAGUAGACAACGAAGAAGAGACCUGGGGCAUGUGUCUAAGUUGCCGUGGGGUGAUCCAAGUGAGCCUCAAUUAUUGUACGCGCCGGAGAGCGCUAUUGGUUACUGUGCACCGCGCCGCAAAUCUCCUCCCUAUAGGCAAAGACGAGCUCUCCGACCCGUUUGUCAAACUGGCCCUUGUCGAGAAUGCGAUCGAUAAACUCCGGCAGCAAUUGUCAAAUUCCUCGCGUACCGCUACUAAGAGGACAACCGUAAAAAGGAAGAUCGAACGUAGCUCACAGUGCUCGAGCAUCAAACGAAAAACUAUGAACCCAGAAUGGAAUGAAGAGUUUUCCUUCGUGGUCACUUUAACGGAGCUGACAAAGUUAACGCUAUGUCUCUCAGUUUGGGACAAGGUCUUUCUCAAGAGGAACAAUUAUAUAGGCGGUUUGAUGCUAGGUUGCGGCAGCAAGGGUGCACGUUUGCGGCACUGGAACGAUACUAUAAAUUCUCCGGACCAUCGUCACCUGGCAUGGCACAAUUUGGCGAAGGUCAAUGUGCCGAUGGAAUAAUAACACGGUCACACACGAGGAACGAAACCAAAUGAAAUGCCCAGGACACGCGCAUUUUAUCGAGCGUCAUCGCAAUGUAACGUGACAACAUGCUAAUACACGCUGAUGGGAGCUUGCUCGGAUGGAUAAUUGUAGAUCGUUCUCAGGGACAAAGGACACUUUGAUGGCGAUUUGGUAUCACUUACGUUGUAAAAAUGUUUGAUACUUGCAUUCCAGAAACAUUACCUAUCGGUAUCUUAGACCAGGAAACUUACUCCUGGAGCCAAAGAUACAUUAGACUCAUGGUUUUAGCUUUCCUAAGCGUUUGGAUCGCGGACGGAUGAUGUAAACUUUUUACGGUAGAAUAUGUGCCAAAAUAUGCGAUGUUAAAAGCGAUUUUCAAAAAGGCUCAAAGUGCCGAUUAUUGGUCUCUCAGAGCUCUUGUGUUUGAACUGCUUACACCUCUUUUUAUCUUUGCCUAUAAAAAUAUCAAUAAUAUUAUCUUAAAAAGAAUCAACAUUAUAGAUCUUCAUAGAUCUAUCUUAGCCUGCCAAAUUUCAUUGUUAUGUUCUCAACAGUACGGCAUAUUAAACAUGCCUUACUAAAAAUCAAUAAAACUACUUGAAGUUAAAAAAUAAAUGUAUUAAAACAAGUGUAAAGACAAUGCAUAUAAUGUAAAAUAAAAGUUUCUAUGUUAUAUUAAUAUAUAAUUUAUAUAUAAAAAUUA
Messenger RNA from Odontomachus brunneus, 3548 nucleotides. RefSeq names its product rabphilin-3A. Gene Ontology annotation, molecular function: small GTPase binding. The transcript is spliced from 12 exons. Bases 509 to 2842 code for a protein of 777 amino acids. Gene Ontology annotation, cellular component: synaptic vesicle; membrane. The record is from RefSeq and is a predicted model, not a curated record. NCBI's taxonomy places the organism in Eukaryota, Metazoa, Arthropoda, Insecta, Hymenoptera, Formicidae. Gene Ontology annotation, biological process: intracellular protein transport; exocytosis.